AGUGCGAAAAUACGCGCGAAAACAAAAGUCGAGCAAGAAAGCAAGAAAUACAAAACUUGCAGGGCUCACCGUUGAAUACCUUCUGUUUCAUUGUCGAUUAUUUCCUGUAGAUGAUAACAGAUCGAGAUGACACCGUUCGUGGAAGGUUGGGAUUUCAUUGAGACACUCGGAGAAGGCGCUUAUGGGGAAGUUAAGCUUGCAGUUAACCGAGAGACUCAGGAGGCAAUCGCUGUAAAAAUAAUUAAUAUCGAACGUGUCAAGGCCGCUAGCUCACAAAACGGCACCAGCAUACAAGACGAUAUCAGAAAGGAGAUCUGUAUUCACCGAAUGCUCCAGGAUGUCCAUGUUAUCAAGUUUUAUGCCCAAAGAGUGGAAAACAGCAAGCAGUACCUCUUCCUGGAGUACUCCUCUGGCGGAGAAUUGUUUGAUAGAAUAGAACCUGACAUCGGGAUGCCCCAAGCGAUGGCUCACAAGUACUUCAAACAGCUACUUGCAGGAGUGGAAUACUUGCACAGACAGGGUGUGACACACCGUGAUAUCAAACCUGAGAAUCUGCUCCUAGAUGCUGAUGAUAACUUGAAAAUCACAGACUUUGGAUUUGCAACUGUAUUUCGACACAAGGGGAGAGAGCGACUGCUGGGAAAAUGCUGUGGAACACCACCAUACGUCGCCCCAGAGGUCUUGGGGAAGAUGGACUACCGUGCCCAGCCAGCUGAUAUCUGGUCAUGUGGAAUUGUGUUGGUAGCCAUGUUAGCAGGAGAGCUCCCAUGGGAUGAGCCAUCGCCAAGAAAUAGAGAAUAUCUUGCAUGGAUAGAAAACAAAAUAAAUAGAACACCAUGGGUCAAGAUUGACCCACAACCUUUAGCACUUUUAAAGAAGAUUUUACUGGCAAACCCUUCUAAAAGAUGCACCAUUCCACUGAUCAAGGCCGACAGAUGGUUUGAUAGGACAUUUACUGUGACUACCAGAAGCCCUGGCAAUAACUCCCGAAUUGAGAGCUCACCUUGUAGUUCACCAUGUAGCACUGGACCCUUUAAAAGACAGAGGUCAGAGGCAGACACACCUGUGCUCAAAGAAAAGAACGAGGCACACAUCUCUGCAUCACAGCCCGAGCCUCGGCGGCACCUGGAUAGUGGUUUAGGGAGUGCCAUUGGCUCCACUGAGGAUUGUGGUGAAGCUAAGGAAGCCUUGUGGUUCUCACAGCCAAUCCACCCAGACCACAUGCUACUUAGCAGCCAGUUGCCAUGUACGCCGGGGUCAUCACAGACCCCGUUCCAGAGAUUAGUGAAGAGAAUGACAAGAAUUCACUCCAAGAAAAACCAAGAAACUACCCUAGCCAAGUUAAAGGACGCUUUGGAUAAGCUUUCUUACUCUUACAAAUGCACUGGUGUUAAACUGUUAACAGUAGAAACAAUUGACAGACGGAAAAAUAAGAUUGUGAUGAAAGUGAGUCUGAUUGAUAUGGCUCCUGCUGUCCUAGUGGACUUCAGACUUUCUAAGGGUGAUGGACUCGAGUUCAAGAGACAGUUUCUCAAGAUAAAGGCAAACUUGAAAGACAUAAUGGAGCGAUAGCAUCCAAGAAAACACAUAUAUACCAUGAUAACAUAGUGCCAUCCCUCAAUUAGUCAUAUUAUUGAUCAAGAGGACCUAAAAAGUCAAACUAAAAUGUCCUCGUUUACGAUAUCUUCAAUCUGUGAUGGACCUGGGAAAAUGUUAUAAUCUAAAGAAAAUAUUAUCAAACAUACUCCCUAUGCAUGAAAUAAAACAAAUUUUACUAAUU
This is a messenger RNA of Nematostella vectensis (starlet sea anemone), 1780 nucleotides long. Its product is annotated as serine/threonine-protein kinase Chk1. Gene Ontology annotation, molecular function: ATP binding; protein serine/threonine kinase activity. Bases 127 to 1572 code for a protein of 481 amino acids. The record is from RefSeq and is a predicted model, not a curated record. Lineage: Eukaryota; Metazoa; Cnidaria; Anthozoa; Actiniaria; Edwardsiidae. Gene Ontology annotation, biological process: protein phosphorylation; intracellular signal transduction. Gene Ontology annotation, cellular component: nucleus. The transcript is spliced from 14 exons.